Messenger RNA from Pararge aegeria (speckled wood butterfly), 708 nucleotides. It is a transcript of the gene Apf, whose product is annotated as bis(5'-nucleosyl)-tetraphosphatase [asymmetrical]. NCBI's taxonomy places the organism in Eukaryota, Metazoa, Arthropoda, Insecta, Lepidoptera, Nymphalidae. Gene Ontology annotation, molecular function: bis(5'-nucleosyl)-tetraphosphatase (asymmetrical) activity. Gene Ontology annotation, biological process: AMP biosynthetic process; ATP biosynthetic process. Bases 216 to 641 code for a protein of 141 amino acids. The transcript is spliced from 3 exons. The record is from RefSeq and is a predicted model, not a curated record.
CAGUUAUGGCAACACAAUUUUAUCAUUUCACUGCUGGAUCAAGGACAUCUAUAUUUACUUGCCAAACCAACGAAAUAUAAAUACCUAGGUAAUCUAAUUUAGUUAAAUAACAGCCUAUUUGAACACAUUUUUCCGCAAUUACUACAAUACAAUUUAAUUAACACUGUAUGCCCUCAUAAUUUCUAAAAAAUCUUAAUUUUGGUGUUUAUUUCGAAAUGUCUCCAACACGAGCAGCGGGUUUAGUAAUAUUCAGACAAACAAAUCAAAUUAUUCAAUUCCUAUUGCUGCAAACUUCUUAUGGACAACAUCACUGGACCCCACCAAAAGGUCAUGUAGAUCCUGGAGAGUCCGACUGGGUGACAGCAUUGCGUGAAACCCAAGAAGAGGCAGGUCUAUCUGAGAAUGAUUUGGAGAUCUACAAAGAUAUAUCUAAGGCUUUAAACUAUGAGGUCAAGGGAAAGCCAAAGGUGGUUGUAUAUUGGCUGGCCAAACUUAAGAAUCCAGAUCAAGCAGUCACACUAUCAGAUGAGCAUCAGGACUUAAAGUGGCUUCCGUUACAACAGGCCCAAGAAAUUUCUGGCUUUAAGGAUAUGCAAAAUUUGCUUGCUGAGUUUUAUGAUAGUGCUCUGAAAGUUGUGUAAUUUACAGUGUAUUGUCUAGUACUUUGUCUCUUUAUUUUUGUGUAUGUUAAUCAAACUGUCUGACUGA